Molecule: messenger RNA, 492 nt
Organism: Moesziomyces antarcticus
Lineage: Eukaryota; Fungi; Basidiomycota; Ustilaginomycetes; Ustilaginales; Ustilaginaceae
Exons: 1
Coding region: 1-492 (163 amino acids)
Source: RefSeq, a predicted model, not a curated record
AUGAAGUUCACCACGACCGUCCUUGCACUUCUUUCGGCAGCAGCUGCUGUCUCGGCCACCGUGGACACCAACGAGUCUGGUCUGCACGUCCUUGGCGAGCGCUCGUUCGAGCGCAAGGCGCGCCACGUCGAGCUGUCCGCCCGCGCCGUCGACUCUUCCUCUCCCGACCUUGAGUCUCGCGACUGGGUAUCCAAGUCCGGCAAAGUCACCUGGUACGCAGGCGACCAGCUCGACAACCCUGCCUGCGGCGGGCCUACCCCCACCGACAACUCGGCCGUCGUCGCCGUCAAGAAGAACGGCGGUUACGGCAAGUGCGGCGAGACUGUCCACCUUCACUACAACGGCAAGAUGGUGUCCGCCAAAAUCGUCGACUACUGCGCCGGCUGUGAAUGGGGGCAUUUCGAUGCGACUCGGUCUGUCUUCAAGAAGCUUGCACCGCUCAGCCAAGGUGUUAUCGAAGGAAUCCACUUCAAGCUCUUCACCAAGGACUAG